GUGAAGGACCAGCAAGGCAGCGAGGUCCAGUUCAAAAUCAAGAAGACAACUCCUCUGAGGAAGCUCAUGGAUGCCUAUUGCAGCCGCCUGGGCCUACAAGCAUCCCAGGUUCGGUUCAUGGUGGACGGAGAGCGAAUCGCUGCCGAUGACACGGCCGAGAAGCUGGGACUCGAGGACGAGGAUUUGAUUGAUGUGGCCAUGGAGCAGACAG
Molecule: messenger RNA, 211 nt
Organism: Symbiodinium necroappetens
Lineage: Eukaryota; Dinophyceae; Suessiales; Symbiodiniaceae
Source: the annotation of a GenBank genome assembly